AUGUUCGGAGUUCAGCAGCACAACGCCCCCGGGCACGUGCUGUGCUGCAUGUGCGGCGUCGGCAUGCCCCCCAACCCGGCGGGCAUGUGCGUCGACUGCAUCCGCUCGCAGGUUGACAUCACGGACGGUAUUCAGAAGCAGUGCACGGUGCUGUACUGCAACCAGUGCGCCAGGUACCUGCAGCCGCCGCGGCACUGGAUCCGCGCGGACCUCGAGUCGAAGGAGCUCCUCACGUUCUGCAUCAAGCGCGUCAAGGGCCUGGGCAAGGUGAAGCUCACGGACGCGGGUUUCAUAUGGACGGAGCCCCACAGCAAGCGCCUGAAGAUCAAGCUCACGGUCCAGAAGGAAGUGCUGAACGGCGCCAUCUUGCAGCAGACCUUCGUCGUCGAGUUUGUCGUCGAGUGGCACAUGUGCGACGCGUGCUCGAGAGCCGCGGCCAACGCCGAUCAGUGGACCGCGUGCGUGCAGGUGCGACAGAAGGUUGAGCACAAGCGGACGUUCCUCUUCUUGGAACAGCUCAUCCUGAAGCACGGCAUGGAGGCCAACACCAUCGGGAUCAAGUCCCAGCCCGACGGCCUGGACUUUUACUACGGCUCCCGAUCGCACGGUUUGAAGCUGCUCGACUUUUUGCAGCAAGUCGUGCCCGUUCGCGCGAGGCACGACAAGCAGCUCGUGAGCCACGACGCCAACAACAACACGUACAACUACCAGUACACGUUCAUGGUCGAGAUCGUGCCCGUGUGCAAGGAGGAUAUCGUGUGCCUUCCGCACAAGGUGUCCCUCGGGCUCGGCGGCGUAGGGCCAAUCAUGCUCGUCACCAGGGUCGGAGCGUCGUUCCAGCUCACCGAUCCGUCGACGCUGCGGCAGAUCUGGGUCGCCGCGGACCAGUACUACAGGUCCCCGUACAAGCCCAUCGGCUCCGCGAAGAUGAUGACGGAGUACAUCGUCCUGGACAUCGAACCCGCGGACAUGGGCCGGCAACGCGCGGGGAAGUACCUCCUCGCCGACGUUCAGGUUGCCAGGUUGGCGGAUUUCGGCGUCAACGACGUCAUCCUGCACGCCAAGACGCACUUGGGCCACCACCUCAACCCCGGGGACACCGCGUUCGGUUACGACCUCGCGUCCCUGCAGAUCGUGGACCCGGAGCUGGAGAAGUACAAGCACGGCGUUCAGCUCCCGGACGUGCUGCUGGUGAAGAAGAGCUACCAGGAGAAGCGGCGGCGGCGGCGGCAGAAGGGCGUCGGUCGAGGGUGGAAGCUCCAGCGCAUGGACAUCGCGGAGGAGGAGGCGGCGGGCGGGGCGAAGGGUGCACGGGAGGAGGAGCGCAGGGCCAACGACGAGGAGCUGUUCAUGCAGGAGCUGGAGGAGGACGAGGACGUCCGAGCGCAGGUUCAGAUUUUCAGGGACGCCGCCGCGCAGCCUCGCGCCGCCGCCGCGACAAACGACGACGAAGACGACGACGACGACGACGUGCCCGAGGUUCCCAUCGAGUGUCUCCUGGACGAGCUCUCGCUCAACAGACGGGUCGACCCUGACGUCGGCGGCGGCGGCGGCGACGAGUACGACGAGGACGACGGGGACGAGUACGAAGAGGGCGAGGAGGACGAGGAGAUGGCGGAUUGAGCCGAGGGUGUUAGGUUCGAGCCGAGUCAUAGAACCGCUGGGAAACGUUGUUGAUCAAAGUUGAUUUGCCCG
Molecule: messenger RNA, 1695 nt
Organism: Micromonas commoda
Lineage: Eukaryota; Viridiplantae; Chlorophyta; Mamiellophyceae; Mamiellales; Mamiellaceae
Exons: 2
Coding region: 1-1623 (540 amino acids)
Biological process (GO): ribosomal large subunit export from nucleus
Cellular component (GO): cytoplasm; nucleus
Molecular function (GO): ribosomal large subunit binding
Source: RefSeq, a predicted model, not a curated record